Rhinichthys klamathensis goyatoka is the source of this 3801-nucleotide messenger RNA. It is a transcript of the gene klhdc7a, whose product is annotated as kelch domain containing 7A. The coding region runs from base 1079 to 3349 and encodes 756 amino acids. Gene Ontology annotation, molecular function: protein binding. The record is from RefSeq and is a predicted model, not a curated record. The transcript has a single exon. Lineage: Eukaryota; Metazoa; Chordata; Actinopteri; Cypriniformes; Leuciscidae.
AUUCUUUUCCACAGCAUGUUGCCAAAUCUAUUGCGUCUGCGGAUCCAAAACUCUUCACUUGACACAUGAUAGAAGGGGCAGAGGGGUAGUGGACCUUUGUGACUUUUCUGUCAAUUAUUCAGGAGUAAGCUUGCUGGUUCAUGUUUCCUUAGUGCAGCUACAAGACAGCUAUCACAUAGCAAAACAAAGUCUGUGUCUCACAAGAACAGCAUUCAGCAUUCUAGCAAAGUGUUUAUGGCUAUUCUGAUCAUUUUCUCUGAUGGCAAGUCAACCAUAUUACAGUUGUUGGCAUUACAGGUUAUGAUAUCUUACAUUUUACAUAGUGUUUUUUUUCUAAGAGUAUGCAAAUAAUGCCUUUGGCGAAUGCAAAGCUACCUCACAUCUCUCAAAGCCUUGCUAAUCAGCAACACUGUUGUCAUGUGUUCAUGGAAAAGAACUUUGAUCCUCAGCAUUUACUGUGCAAACACCAGCAUCCUGGUCAUAUAGUCUUAUGAUUGUAAUUUGUGUAGUAUAUCAGCCAACUCCACCUCUUAAGUAAAUUACAUUGACCAUUCUCACUGAUUAUGUUUGCAAUAGCCAGGGUAUGGUAUCUAUUUUCAUAGUUAUAUAGACAUAUCACCCAUUAAAACAAGAUAUUCUGGUAUUAACACAGUCAUCACUCCAUUUGCAAUGUAAUUUGCAUGUCUUUUGUUUUGGUGGGUUGUACUUUUUUUCUGCACUGGAAAAAAUAAAAAUGAUAACAGUUUGAAAGUUUGUAUUGCAUAUAGGCAAUAGAAUAGUUCUUGGAGCAAAGUAGGGGGUUAGAUAAACCUCCAAAACCUUGGUCUGAUGAUGUGUUUUCAUAGCGAUCACCUGCACCAGGUGGAAUGAUACUGGUCCCCGCCCUUAGAGAACACAGGAUGCAAAUGCUCUUGUUGUACAUAUCAGGUUUUUAGUCACCCUGAGGGAGGAGAGAAGCUGACAGUGUGCUUCUGCUUGCAGAUACUAAACUACAACCUAAACUGGCUGGGAUACGCUUGGGAAGAGGCUUCAAAUAAAAUUCAAUGUCCAGCGGACCACCAUAGAUUUCACUACAGAGAUGCAAAUUGCAGAAUUGCUCGGAGUGCACUUUGACAUGCAGCUCCUGGGCAAACUGACUCUGUCUGUGGCCACCAUGCUAAUUGUUUCCUUAAUUUUUAGAUUCUACAAUUCCAGGGCACGAAACAGACGUCAGGGAAGUGAAAGAAUUCAACAAAAGGGUGCGCAAGCUACCCGAGGAAGCUACAGCGCCUGCAAUACUGGGCAAGAACCACAGAGUGAAUCGGCAAAGGUGUCUGACAGGGAAAAUCAUUUUCAACCAUCUCCAGAGAAAACCUUGCAAGAAACCCUUAAAGAUGUUGCAUUGGAAAGGGCUCACCCUGAAAUCAUACACAAUUGGGCAAAGGAGGAACCUUCAGGUACAAGCAACACAACUGAGGCUAUAAUUGAGGCAAAGAAUGUCAAACCGAGGUUAACUUUACAACUUCCUGAUCGAAACGAAAAAGGUCCUGAAAGUCCAAGUGGUCGGCGAUCCCCGUGCCUGGUCAAGAAGCUGGAAGCUGGUACGGGUGUUGGCAGGGAGUUGAGGCAGGACCUUGAUCACCAGGGUAUGUUCUCGAGUUUUCAGUCAAAAGCAGAAAUCAAAGUAGAGAAUGCUGACCUUAUCUUGGAUGGGCAAGGGACUUGUAGAACAGGCAUCCAUGGAAAGAUAUAUGAGUACUACAUAGAGUCCUCUUCUCAUUUCAUCUCAGAUUUAAGCCGCACCCGGUCUGUCAGUCCAGUCUAUUGUCAAAAUGAAACCAGCACUUUGUUUAAAUCACAAUCAUUGGACUCCCCCAAUUUCAAGGACCGUUCCCGAUCACCAAGUCCACAACCUUCUAGAUUCAUAAUGAGAGAUCUUGAAAUUACUCCACGUUUUACUAACGAGCCAACCUCAACUUUCAAACCGGAGACUGUGAGGUACCGCAGGCAAGUAGUCAUCCGCCAAGACAGCUAUCUUACUGCUGCCGUUGACUCAGAGCUUCCAAUCCCCUUACCCACAAAGAGGGCUUUAACACCUCGCAGCUGUUCUCCAGCACAACCCAGUGACAUCCCUUCAAGCCUGUUAGACUCUGAUAUAGCAAACCUGGAUGCGCCAGAGGAACCACAAGUCGAAACUGUCGCCGGAGCAAAAUUCUUACACUUUCCAGAGAACAUGGGGAAUGCAGAACUCGAGAGUCUAGCAGGAAAGCUUGAUUUAGGCAACUGCUUGGAGACUUUAACACUUGCUAAAAAACACGGUCACAUUGCCCUUCAGCAAGCUGCUCUCCGUGUCAUGUCUGAUAAUUACCUCCAGGUCCUCAGAGACCCAGGCCUCUUUGGCAGGCUGAAAGCAGGGGAGCGUGAUCACAUCCAAACACAACGCAUGAGAGGAAGGAAGUGGUUAGUGGUUGCAGAUAUGGAGUCCCCGGACUGGAGUAAAUGUCUGUCACAGUCUACAGAUUUAGAGUCUGAAUCAGUUAAGACAUCCAGCGGUAUGUAUUACUACGAUGAUUAUAAGGACGCAUGGCAUCUUCAUUCCCACAUUCCCCAGGAGGUGUUAUCUAAAGGUUGUGCCAUGUGCACCAUGGAUAAUUAUCUGUUUAUCGCUGUGGGUUUCCAAGGCCUGGGCCGUGAAGCGACCCCUUCAAAGAAAGUGUACUGUUACAAUCCAAUGACUUCAAUUUGGAGUGAAAUAAGCCCCAUGAAUGAGGCAAGGCCUCACUGCAAACUCGUGGCUCUGCAGGGCCAACUUUAUGCCAUUGGAGGGGAAUGCCUAUCAACAGUUGAGCGAUACGACCCCAGGACAAACCGAUGGACCUUUGUUGCACCCCUUCCUAAUGAGACGUUUGCCGUAGCUCACCGGGCCACAGCUUGCAAUGAUGAACUGUUUGUUGCAGGGGGCACAUUGAGGUACACCCUCUUGCGCUACAAUCCCAAAACCAACACAUGGCGAGAGAGCAUGAUUGUGGGUAGUAGGGACAAGACCGCAGAAAUUGUGGCUGUGAGAAACUUCUUGUACCGUUUCGACGUCAGUCCUCUGGGCAUCAGUGUGUAUCGUUUCCACGCGGUGGCCCGACUGUGGUACGAAUGCUCCUCGAUACGUCUCCCCCAUUGCACUGCCUUUCAAUGUGUGACUAUGGACAACAUUAUCUACUGCGUGAGCCGUCAAUUUACCUUGAGGUUUCUUGCAGAUGAGGUAUCUCCUAGCUUUGUUGCACAGGAUUUGAAAGUGCUAUCUCCGGCUAAAGGCAUUUUGUUUCCAAUCAUCCUUGUGCUGCCCGACAGGACCACUCAACAAACUCGUGUUUAAAUAAGGUCAGACCUUUCGAGUCGGAAGUUGUCUGGUAAGAGCAAACACUCAGGAUCAUAUUAUGCACAUGUUAGAGGAAUGUACUUAUUAGUGGCAAUUGAGAUGAAAUAUCAAGGCUAUUACAUUGAAUUAUUGUUCAGCUAGAAUUACACAGCACUUACUGAUAAAUAAAUCUGCUGUCGCAGUAAAGGCUAUUUGUUUGUUUUGGGCCUCAUGUCUAAAUCAACCUUUAAAUCCUGGAAAUGUCCUGUGCAAGUGCUUAAAAUGUUUCAGUAAAUAUACCGCUUUUGAAACACUGUGGCUAAUUUUAAACAAUCAAUACUGUGUGUAGAAUAAAGCCGAACUGCAAAUGCGGAGAUGGCAUCAUAAACAACAUGAAUGGCUGCCAUUACUACAAUUUAUGUAAGCUGGAUAAUUAUAUGCAUAGCUUUUUCUUUUUCUUUCUAUUUUCU